CGUCUCGUCUCUCCUUCAUCAUCCCCAUCCAUCAUCGACCCUCUUCCAGUCCUUUCCAUCUGAUAACACUCAGUCUUUCCUUCAAGAUGCUCUCCUUCAGGUUCAUACUCUUACUGUUCUUUGGUCUGAAGAUACAGACUACCCUGGCUACCUCUUACGGUCUGGUCUCUGAUGUUGUUACUCCUGGUGACGAUGAUCACGCGUCCCAGACCCCUGGAAAUGGCGUCGUCACUGCGGAUGCGGACUCUGGUGAUGACACCGUCUCUGACAACGGUCUCGACGAGAUGACUACUGGUGCCUCUUCUGUCGAUACACUUCUGCACUCCAAGGCUAAGGGCUGCAUCGGCAGCGUAUGCUCCCCUUCGAACAUGUGUCUCUGCAGGAACAAGAGCGGCGUCCGGGUGUAUUGCUACUGCGAAAACCCAGGCCAGAAGUGCAGCUGCCGGCGUAACGUGCUGGCUUCCAGGGACGGGGUCGACGCUGAUGCCAAGGAUACCGUUGAUGAGGGUGAUGCAGUUUCUGAUGUCGGUGCCGAUGGUGCCGAUGUCUCUGAUGCGGUCACUGAUACUGUCACUGAUACUGUCUCUGAUACUGUCUCUGAUGCGGCCACUGAUACUGUCCCCUCUGACGAUACUCCCUCCGAAGACAUCGACUCGUCCGACGAAGGCACCUCACCCACCAACACGCUCCUGAACAAAGGCCAAUGCCACGGCACGUGCAAAAAGUGCAUCGGCAACUGCAAGGACAAGUACCAGUGCCUGUGCAAGGGACGCGACGUCGUCGCCCGGUGCGGAUGCGAGCGACUCGGGGAGAAGUGCCAGUGCAAGGGUCCGUGGCGCGCGGUCCGGGAUGGUCCCUCUGUCAACAUCAACAGCACUACGGCCGAUGAAGAGGCGAGUGCCACGCCCUCUACUGACGACGCCGACGCUGCAAGCGAGGACCUCGACGAUGCAGCUCCUGGUGUUUCUCCUAUCAGCGAGCUCGUAGAGCGCAAGCCUACAACCUGCCACGGCGUGAUGUGCUCCAAGGAAGGCAAAUGCCACUGCAAGCACGGAGCCUAUCACAUCGUCUGCCCCUGCCGCCGACUCGGCGCCCCCUGCUACUGCAAGAACUGGCGUCGCGAUGAGGAUGCCGCGGACCGUGUCGCCGAAGCGGCGGUUGCAGAGACAGCUGCCCCCGCCCCGGAGACUGCUGAUACUGUUGACAACACCCCUGCCCCUGAAGACGAAGACGCAGAAGUAUCCGAGCGACCUGGGUUCUCGCAUGCCGUGAACGAUGAGCUCUCCACUCUCCAGCGGUCAGAUACUGAUACAAAGCUCAAGCAGAUUUGCUACGGCACCUGCAGCCGCAAGCACAAUUGCAACUGCCGCGGCAAGACCUGUCGCUGCCAGAUCCCCGGCGAGAGCUGCAAAUGCGUCUUCCUUUUCCUGCCGCCCCGGGACCUGGAGCCUGGCGCUGGCAACGCCACCGGAACCAUCACCACACUCCCUGCGGAUGGGACUGAGGCUGCGGCCGAGGGGGAUGGCACCGUCAUCACUCCCACCCGCCCGGAUGAAGACAUCGAUGAGGAUACCCCCAACGAAGACACCGACGAGGACCGCACCACGUCCAACAUCACCAACAACCCUCUCCACCCCGAGGAAGACGACCCCGAACCAGAAACAGAACCCACAAGCACCCCACUCCCCACCGAAUCCUCCCCGCUCAUCGCGCGCAGCGUGCCGUGCUGGGGCGUCUGCGACAAAUACCGGCACUGCUACUGCGGCCACAUCCGGACGACCUGCAACUGCUCCAAGCGCGGGCACCGGUGCUACUGCGGCUCGGGGGCUCUUGAUCUGCCGCCGGGCAUGGGUGGCGGGUCCUUCGGACAUACCCUUGGACUAGACUUGGUCACUCCUUACACUUGGUCAUGGAUAUUCUGGCGGGCUUGGGAUAUGGCUUGGGGCUUGGGGGAAUGGAUGAUCUGGGUGUGA
Molecule: messenger RNA, 1973 nt
Organism: Aspergillus japonicus CBS 114.51
Lineage: Eukaryota; Fungi; Ascomycota; Eurotiomycetes; Eurotiales; Aspergillaceae
Exons: 8
Coding region: 87-1973 (628 amino acids)
Source: RefSeq, a predicted model, not a curated record